Molecule: messenger RNA, 903 nt
Organism: Fusarium keratoplasticum
Lineage: Eukaryota; Fungi; Ascomycota; Sordariomycetes; Hypocreales; Nectriaceae
Exons: 4
Coding region: 1-903 (300 amino acids)
Source: RefSeq, a predicted model, not a curated record
AUGAGAAAAGCCGACCUUGAAACCCCGCUUGACCUGAGCAGCCUAGCCGGCAGAGGAGUCCUGAUUACGGGUGGUGCUUCAGGUCUUGGCGCUGCCAUGGCCAAGGCGUUUGCAAAGGCUGGAUCAUACGUUACCAUCGCAGAUCUCCAGCAGGAACUCGGCGAGAAAUAUGCUGCCGAGUUGACGACUGAGGGUUACAAUGUUCAAUUCGUCCAUACCGAUGUCACCUCGUGGGCUUCUCAGGUCAAGGCCUUCGAAAGCGCCAUUAAUUUCUGCCCGAGUCGCACCAUCGACGUCGUCAUUCCCUCGGCGGCCGUAUUCAGCGAGACUUUUCUCGACCUGGCAACCCCAGCUGCGGAUGAGAAGCUCUCCGAGCCAUCCACUACUGUUUUCGACGUCAACAUCACCGGAACCUAUUACACUGCAAAACUCGCAACCCGUUACUUCAGACCGACUCCUGACUCUGAACAUGAGGCCUCGCGUCUAAAGAGUCUCAUCUUCAUGGCAUCUCUUGGGGGUUACAUCGCCGGAGCUCGAUUCACUGCCUAUGGAGCUACCAAGUUUGCUGUCCGCGGAAUUUGGAAGCAUUCACGAGACGACCUCAAGGCACUGGGAAUCCGCUCGAAUCUAAUCGCGCCGUGGUUCAUUCCUACUCCAAUGACGGAGUCCCAGGUCGAGCAUCUGAAAGGCAAGAUCCAGUUCGCCAAGGUUGACGAUGUUGUCGAUGCGGCGUUGAGAUGUGCUGUUGAUCAACGUAUCCAAGGCCGGGCCAUUGCUGUUACUCCUGGUGGAAAUGUCGAUCUGCGAGAUGAUCCGGAAGGGCUGGAUGCAGGCGUCGAAGUUGGGCGGGUUGUGUCAGGAUUAGACAAGUUGAUUGACGCCGUCUCUACUAUGGAAACUUGA